UGUGCUCUGUUAUCUGUGGAUGAAACUGGCUCCAAGAAGGACCGAGAUGGACGGGUCACUAAUGAUAUUCAAUUACAAAGAUUUGAAAAGUGCAACUAAGAACUUCUCGCAGAAAAUUGGAGGUGGGAGUUUUGGUUCAGUGUUUAUAGGCUAUCUGAGUGAUGGGACGCAUGUUGCCAUUAAGAGGCUAGAGGGACAUAGUCAAGGAGAGAAGCAAUUCAGAGCAGAGGUGUCCACCAUCGGAACAAUACAACACAUCAACUUGAUCCAACUACGAGGAUUCUGCGCACAAGGAUCUAGGAGAUUAUUGGUGUAUGAAUAUAUGUCCAAUAGUUCCUUGAAUUUUCAUUUAUUUCGAGAAGGUCCUGACUGUUUGAGCUGGAAAACAAGAUACAAUAUCGCACUUGGAACGGCUAGAGGGAUAGCUUAUUUACAUGGAAAUUGCAGAGAGUGCAUAAUACAUUGUGACAUCAAGCCGGGAAACAUACUUUUGGACCAUGACUUCAGCCCAAAGUUGACGGAUUUCGGGUUAGCAAAGCUAAUGAGUCGGGAAUUCAGCCGUGUUUUAACUACCAUUAGAGGAAGCAUUGGGUAUCUAGCACCAGAGUGGCUUUCUGAUGAGGCCAUAACCACCAAAGCAGAUGUAUAUAGUUAUGGAAUGACAUUGCUAGAACUUAUCUCAGGUAGGAGAAAUGCAGACUGGGAAAGAGGUUUCUUCUUCCCUGCUGAAGUGUUGGUGAAAAUGAUGGAUGGCAAGGAUCUGGCAAUGUUGGACCCUAGGCUUAAGGGUGUCGCUGAUGUGGAGGAGGUAGCUCGUGCUUGUAGGGUGGCAGGUUGGUGUGUGCAAGAGGAGGAGGGAUCUAGGCCGACCAUGGAACAGGUGGUCCGUGUCCUGGAAGGCGUAGUAAACGUGGAUAGGCCUCUGUUAUUGAGGACCCUUGAGGUGUUUGAGUACAACUGAAGGGUAAUUGUAUGGUUAGUUAGUUGAUUCAGAUGUGUUGAGGUGUGGAAGGUGUUGAGAUUAAGAAGGCCCCUAUGAUAUGAAGAAAACUAGGACAACAUCUCUGUAAAAAUGGGGG
Molecule: messenger RNA, 1079 nt
Organism: Amborella trichopoda
Lineage: Eukaryota; Viridiplantae; Streptophyta; Magnoliopsida; Amborellales; Amborellaceae
Source: RefSeq, a predicted model, not a curated record